Molecule: messenger RNA, 1254 nt
Organism: Kluyveromyces marxianus DMKU3-1042
Lineage: Eukaryota; Fungi; Ascomycota; Saccharomycetes; Saccharomycetales; Saccharomycetaceae
Gene: PRS1
Product: ribose phosphate diphosphokinase subunit PRS1
Exons: 1
Coding region: 1-1254 (417 amino acids)
Biological process (GO): 5-phosphoribose 1-diphosphate biosynthetic process; purine nucleotide biosynthetic process; ribonucleoside monophosphate biosynthetic process
Cellular component (GO): ribose phosphate diphosphokinase complex; cytoplasm
Molecular function (GO): magnesium ion binding; ribose phosphate diphosphokinase activity
Source: RefSeq, a predicted model, not a curated record
AUGCGUAAGUGCAAGGUUUUUGUCGGUAAUUCGCACCCUGAGUUGGGAAAUUUGGUCUGUGAGAGACUUGGUAUCGAGCCUGCUCCAUGUACUUUGAAGAAGUUUGCCAACGGUGAAACUUCGGUGCAAAUCGGAGUUUCUGUUAGAGAUGAGGAUGUGUACGUUAUUCAAAGUGGUUCUCCUGAGAUUAACGACCAUAUCAUGGAGCUGUUGAUCUUGGUGAGUGCAUGCAGGGGCGGUUCGGCUAAGAAAAUCACUGCUGUGAUCCCCCAAUUCCCAUACUCUAAGCAAUGCAAAAUGAAGAAGCACAGAGGUGCCAUAACUGCAAGAAUGCUGGCCAAUCUUUUGAUUAUGGCUGGUGCGGACCAUGUUGUUUCCAUGGACUUGCACGCCUCUCAGAUGCAAGGUUUCUUCACUAAGCCUGUUGAUAACUUGUACGGUGGCCCAAGUCUCGGCAAGUGGAUCAGGGAAAAUGUCGAAGACUACAGAGAAGCCGUUGUGGUGUCCAAGAAUCCAGGUGGUACCAAGAGAGUCACUGCUUUGGCUGACUCUUUGAAGAUCAACUUCGCCAUGAUUCACACUGAUCGUCGUCGUUCCAAGGAUUUGUACGCUCAAAAUAAGGACAAGACUCAGUUGAGGCAAAGAAAGCAGUCCAUGUUGAGGAAAAACAAACCAAUUAUCAGACCAGGUGACUUCGAAAACGAAGAAGAAAACAUCAUCUUGACUAACGGUAUUCAAACCGCUCGUGUCAUUAAGGGUCACGUCGUUGACGACGAAUAUGUGGAUGAUGCCGACGCUGUCGAAUCCGAAGCCGAGGGCUCUAUCGGAACAAUUGGUUCCUUCGAUGCCGUUGAUUCCGAAGAUGACGAAGAACCAGAAGAACAACCAGAAAAGUUGAUCACUUUGGUCGGAAACGUUCAAGGACGUACUGCCAUCAUCUUGGAUGAUAUGAUUGACAGACCUGGUUCCUUCAUCUCCGCCGCAGAACAUAUGGUGAAAAACUGUGGUGCGAAAGAAGUUUACGUUGUGGCUACCCAUGGUAUCUUCACAGGGGACUGUCUAGAGCAACUAGAAAACUCGGAUGACAUUCACAAAAUUGUUGUUACCAACACCUACCCAAUCUCACCAGAAAGCAUUGCCAAGUCCAAAAAGCUUGUGGUAAUCGAUGUCUCAUCCAUCUUCGCCGAAUGUAUUCGCCGUGAUCAUUACGGUGAAAGUAUCUCUGUUCUAUUUGAUUCAUUGGCUUCGCUAUAG